Arachis ipaensis is the source of this 1313-nucleotide messenger RNA. NCBI's taxonomy places the organism in Eukaryota, Viridiplantae, Streptophyta, Magnoliopsida, Fabales, Fabaceae. The record is from RefSeq and is a predicted model, not a curated record.
AUGAUAAUUGAAAACAUUUCGCAGCUUAGAGAUCCGAAGCUGAUGAUCACAUGGGUAUCCACUUUCCAGGUGCUUGGUUUAGGUGGGAAAAUAUGGCUGGACUCUAUGGUUAUCUUGCGAACUUUUAGGUGUACUUUUGUCCCUUCCUCCUUUAUUAAAUUAAUUGGAAUUUUUAGAUUUAAAUCAUUCAUUAAUCAAUGCAUUCUUACGACGCUCAUUUUGGGCCAACAAAAAACACAUGGUAAUCCAAUUCUAACACAGCUGUGUCAUGAGUCACAUACCAAACAGUCAGAUCCAUUUAAUUUAAUCCACCAAACAAACGAAACGACGUCGUUGGCUCCGAUCACCGCCAUUUUUCUCUUCCUCCUCCUCUCUCCGCUGCUCACCACUUCCUCCGUCGCCGGAGAACCUACCGCAUACGAGGCUCUCGCGAGCUACGAUUUCCCCUCGGGAAUUCUCCCUGAAGGCAUAACCGGCUACGAACUCGACGAAUCCACGGGCAAAUUCCGCGCGUUCCUCAACGGAACCUGCAGCUUCUCUCUGGAAGGUUCCUACGAGCUUAGCUACAAAUCAACGAUCAGUGGCAUUAUCUCGAAAGACAAGCUAACGGAGCUCAACGGCGUCUCCGUUAAGGUCCUCUUCUUCUGGCUUAACAUCGUCGAGGUUGUGCGUAACGGCGACGAGCUCGAUUUCUCCGUUGGAAUCGCCUCCGCUUCGUUCCCGCUCGAUAACUUCUUCGUGUCGCCAAGGUGCGGUUGCGGAUUGAACUGCGACGACGACGACGAUUUCCGAGUGAGGAAGCUUAAGUUGAGGAAUCCAUCGGUUUCGUCAUCGUAGAAAUUAAAAAAAGGAAUAAGGAUUGGAACAUUUUCGAUUUUCACUGCAAUGCUCUUUCUAGAUCUGGCAUUUAAACCACAAAAUAAAUACAGUGUAGUGGUUUUGCUUAGUGUCUUGAAGAACAGGACUAUUAUAAUGGCAUGUUAAAUUGCAAUUGUAGCUUAUAUUAAUCAAUUUGUAUGAAGAGGAUAUGGGAAUCAAUCACUGAUGUUUUAUUCUGAUGGAGGUUGUUUACCUGUAUACCAUAGAUCUUGUUACAGUAAUUUCUGUUUGAUACACUAUGCAUAAGCAAAAUCUGAAAAUUGUUUGAUAUGCACAGUAUUGGGAAAUUCUCUGGAUAAGCAACUUAAUUGUAGUGUGGCAUAGGGAAGUUUUGAGAAAAAUUCUCAAACUUAUUUUAGAAUAAUAGUAUAUAUAAAGUGUGAAAUAGUAAUAAAAACUACUAAGAAAUCAGAAAUGUCAAAAUGUAAUUUGUC